Messenger RNA from Ixodes scapularis (black-legged tick), 2236 nucleotides. Its product is annotated as serine/arginine-rich splicing factor 7. Gene Ontology annotation, biological process: mRNA splicing, via spliceosome. Gene Ontology annotation, cellular component: nuclear speck. The record is from RefSeq and is a predicted model, not a curated record. NCBI's taxonomy places the organism in Eukaryota, Metazoa, Arthropoda, Arachnida, Ixodida, Ixodidae. Gene Ontology annotation, molecular function: RNA binding; zinc ion binding. Bases 1204 to 1728 code for a protein of 174 amino acids. The transcript is spliced from 5 exons.
GUCAUUCGCAAGACCGCAAGGCAUUCUGGGACAUCACUGACAUCACUUCCAUUCUUUGCGGUGUUCGUUCCACAAGUUCUUCAAAGUGGAGCAGGUGGAACGUCAGUUGAAACACAAUUUGUAGCUGCCCUGAUUCCAACGAAUACAGGGAGCAACGUCAUCGGAGAUCGUGGUUUUUCGCCGUUUUCAGCAGCUCUUGAUCUCCAGACACUACUUUUGAGCGGCUCACCAUGGAAGUAAGCAUACAUUCCCAACAUCUAAAAAGUGUGCUCCCUACUCCUGUGGGGACCUGCCUUUCGGCAGUUGGCUGUCUCAAUCUCUCGUCGUAGCUUUCGCGAGGGUGUCCAGUAUACAUCAGAACAGCUAUGAUAAUUUAGCUACAUUUGAGCAGUAAUUAAUGACGGUAGCACCCACUGGUGUGCAAAUGUUUAUGCCGCCGUAGGUGGCAUAAACAUUUGCACUGUAGCAUGUCGGCACACGCUGACCUGCUGACAUCCCCAAGCAUGUCAGCACAUGCACAUGAGUUAUAGCUGGGGAUGUCGGCACAUGCUGACAUCCCCAAGCAUGUCAGCACACGCCCACGAGUUAUGGCUGAAUAUGGGAAGUUGCGGAAGCGGUCAACAGUAUAAUUGUGCGUCGCAGGCAGCCAACAAAAUUGGGUUUGAGGAAUUGCCUGGCUCUUGGCAAUGUUCCAUCCAUCGGAUUUAUUGAUGUCAACGAACAUGCUGUUGUCUGUUGUCCAUUUUCGGACAAUGAAAUGCGAAAGUAGUUACGCCGAAGGACGGUUGUGACUGCUUCACGCUGAGUGCGACCAAUACAAAAACUUGCUUUGAGCGUUGUGGGGCGCUCUUUUGUCUGCGAAAAGAUAGCUGAGGUUCUGAAUUCAUGCGCUGGCGCGCUCGGCUAUCUAGGCAAACAACGGCCAUUCCGAGUUCGGUGGGCGGACCAAGCGAAGGCCUUUCACAACCGUGUGCUCCUUUUGAAUUUUUGCUCUUGGACCUAGCAAGCACUUAUCCCCCAGUUCAUGAUUAUCUCCUGAUUUUGAGGGUGCACUCGCUUGGUAUUUUACGGUAGGUCCAUGGGACAUAGCAGAUGGUAAUCGACGAAGGCUCGGCAGCCAUUCACCGGAAACGGGACGAGAAGAGCCACCCCGGGCAUUGCCCAAGCACGAGGACGCGUGUUGUUUGAGGAAUUUCUGCCCAGAUGGCUCGCUACCGAGACACGUGCCCCGUGGACUGCAAGGUCUACGUCGGCGAACUGGGCAACAGCGGCACCAAGCACGAGCUGGAAGAGUCCUUUGGCUACUAUGGCCCCCUGCGCAACGUCUGGGUGGCGCGCAGUCCGCCCGGCUUUGCCUUCGUCGAGUUUGAGGACCCACGGGACGCGAGGGAUGCCGUGCGCGCCCUUGACGGAAAGAUGCUGUGCGGCCGCAGGGUGCGCGUAGAGUUGUCGACGGGCAAGUCCCGCAACUCGUACCGCGGCUCUUCUCGGCCCUUCCAACCGACCGACCGCUGCUACGACUGUGGCGAGAGGGGCCACUACGCCAGGGACUGCAGAGUCUACUCCCGCAGGAACUCCUCACGCCGAUCGCGGUCCCGGUCCCGGAGCCGCUCGUUCAGCCCAAGGCGCGGCGGCGGCGGAGGCGGCGGUGGCCGCUCUCGCUCCCUGAGCCGCUCCCCCCGGCGGUCCCCCCCUGCUGGAUCCCGCAGCCGCUCACGCAGCCGGUGAGUGGGACAAGGAGGCCCCCUCCCGUGCCAGGGCAGGUCUCCGGUGGGCAAGAGGGGCCGAAGUGGGUCCAAGUCUCCAAGCCGCCGGGACUCCCGUAACGGAAACCUGGACUGAGCGCUCCCCUUUUCCCCGUUGCACACAGCUCCCGCACGUGUGCCACCAUAUUCAUCGGUUCGUCGCCCGCGGUGUCGCCUCCCAUUCCUGCAGUAAUCAGCUUGCCCUUCCCUGCAUUGUUCUCGUCACUGAGCUCGUCUCGUCGCCACCCGGAACCCCAAGGUGGACGGGGGACGUUCUCAUUCACCGUGUUUUUCGUCUGUCACGUGCUGCAUGCAUGCGUAUCUCGAGACACUGGCGUGGAGACACUCCAAGCGAUUGUUUCGAAGACCGUGCAACUGAAGUCUUCAACAGUGUGUAUUGGCUUGCCAUUGGAUUGUCCUGGAAGUAUUCAGUGCCACUUUUCAUUCUUUCCUGUUUGGUGUCAUCAAAAUAAAAAUUGCUCCUUCACCGA